This is a messenger RNA of Clonostachys byssicola, 1563 nucleotides long. NCBI's taxonomy places the organism in Eukaryota, Fungi, Ascomycota, Sordariomycetes, Hypocreales, Bionectriaceae. The record is from the annotation of a GenBank genome assembly.
AUGGCAGACGGCGAGAACUUCGAGGAGGAUCUUUUCGCCGACCUUUACGACGAUAACGAUGCCGCUAAGGCCCCGGCACCUGCAGCACCUGCAGCAGCGCCUGCUCCUCCUCCACAACCUGCCGCGCCCGUCGAGGAGGCUCCCCAGCCCGAAUUCCAUGAUCAAACGAAUUCGACCAGUGUUCAGCCCGUAGCUGUAGCGCCCACGACUAACUAUGACCAAGAUGAUGAUGACGACGAUGAUGUUGACUUUAAUCUGGGCGGUGGUGGCUCCGUGGCACCCCAAAACGCCGCUCCUCAUCAGGAGGACGCGCAUUCUCCCCCUUAUGGGUCUGUGCACAAAGCCAGCGCGAAAGAAGACGGGAAAAUGUUUAUUGGUGGAUUGAACUGGGAGACAACAGACCAAUCUUUAAGGGACUAUUUUUCACAAUUUGGAGAGGUAGUGGAGUGUACGGUGAUGCGGGAUAGCAGCACUGGGCGUUCGCGAGGUUUCGGUUUCCUUACUUUCAAGGACCCCAAGACAGUCAAUAUUGUCAUGGUCAAGGAGCAUUUCUUGGACAAUAAGAUCAUUGAUCCAAAGCGGGCCAUUCCUCGGGAUGAACAAGAAAAGACUAGCAAGAUCUUCGUCGGAGGCGUGAGCCAGGAAACUACGGAUCAAGAGUUCAGAGACUACUUCGCUCAGUUUGGACGGGUCGUGGACGCCACCCUGAUGAUGGAUAAGGAUACCGGACGACCUAGGGGCUUUGGCUUCGUAACCUUUGAGAGCGAGGCUGGCGUGGAUGCCUGCAUCAACGUGCCUCUCGAGAUCCAUGGCAAGCCUAUCGAAGUCAAGAAGGCACAGCCUCGUGGCAACAUGAGGGAAGAAGAGGAGGCAUCCAAGCGGAUGAAGUUCCAGAGGGGCAACGAACAACAGGGCCAGGGCGGCGGCAUGGGCCAGGCCAUGGGUGGUGCCAACAACGGAAUGACUCCCCAGGUCAUGGCACAGUACUUCCAGCGUAUGCAGCAGUACUUUGCCAUGAUGCAGUCACAAAUGGCCAUGAGGGGGAUGCCGAUGAACCCAGCCAUGAUGCAGAACAUGAUGCAGAUGCAACAGAUGCAGCAGAUGAUGGGCCGCGGCGGGGGUCAGAACAUGAUGAACAACAUGACUCCCCAGAUGAUGCAGCAGAUGCAGGCAAUGCAACAACAGAUGAUGCAGCAGCAGGCCGGCGGCCAAGGGGACGGUAGCCAGAGCGGCGGCUACGGCGGACAGAACAACCAGCAGCAGCAGCAGCACUUUGGGGGCGGCGGCGGCGGUGGCAGACGUGGUGGCCGUGGAGGAGGUUACGGAGGAGGUUACGGCGGCCACGGAGGAGGAGGAGGAGGAUACGGAGGAGCAGCAGGCGGCGGCGGCGGAGCGCAGCAGUCAUGGGAAGGCAUGUACGACGACGUUCCUCAACGAGCGGACGGCCAGAACGCGCCCCCGGCCAACGCACCAACCGGACCCAAGAACGCGGGCAAGCCUGGCGCCAACUACCGGGGCGGCGGCCGUGGUGGAAACCGAGGCUUCCACCCGUACUCGCGAUAG